AUUCUCAACAGCCCGCGUUUUGAGCGAUUCGCGAGGAGGCGAUUCUAGCGUGACUUUUUUGUUAUUUGCAGUGUUUUCCGAGCCUCCACAAAAAACCUCAGCAAUGGAUAAGCGCUCGAAAAAGCGUAAAAGUCAACCAAGCAGCGAAGUGUCCACCGAAUCGAAGAAGCUUAAGCUCGCGGAAGAGGAACAGACGAAGGAGCCAGCAGCUUCCGAGAAUGUUUCGGAAGAGGCGGCGGCAGCAGUGCCACCAAGCGUUGGUCAAUUACACGACCUACAAGCAGACAUCAGCAGUUGGCUCGAGAAGCAGGAAGAGUUCGACCAAAUGGACCAGGAAGCGCUGGAGGAAGCGAGUAACCACGACGAUGAACCGGAGGAUGACAUUGAUUUGGAAGCACUCGAUGUUCCCGUUGGCGUAAGGUGUGCAAAAUUCACCGAUAAGGAGAUGCGAAAAAGCUACAAGUACGAGUGCGAGUGGGGCAAGUGCAAGUUCAUGACCGGCACGGAUCGCAAAUACUUCCUGCACGUCGAAUCGCACGCCGAGCUAGCGCUGGAGACGGAGGCCGGAAAGUAUACAUGCAGGUGGGAUCUCUGCGAGUACAGCACCGAGGAUGGGUACGAGUUUGUCGGCCACGUGCACUACCAUGCGUACCAUACGAAGUUGAAGGUGCACGGUGCCAGCCUGCAUUUGCUGCUGAAGCUGCCGAACUGUAACAACGACAGCCGGACGCGGAACACGAUCAGCAACCGGCCGGUCACGUUCCAGUGCGAAUGGAACGAAUGCAGCGAUCGGUUCAACAAGGCACUGCAUUUCUUUCACCACGUGAAGGGCCACAUUGACGAUAUGUGGCCAGCCGGAAAGUGGGCAAGCCUACAAUUUAGCUGCAAGUGGGGGCUUUGCACCACAAAAAGCAAGCUGAAGAGUCGGAAGGAUUUGAUGAAGCACCUCGUAGCGCACACGACGGAGCGGCUCAUUGCGUGCUUCAACUGUGGUACACACUUCCGCAUCCGCGAAAAGUUCGUCGACCAUUGCAACCGACAGCUGGAAAUAGCACAUCGCAAGCAUCAGUGCGACCAGUGCGGUCGGUACUAUGCCACCAAACCGCUGCUGAACAAUCACCUGCAGUAUCACAGACAGGCGCACGCGUGCGAAUUGUGUCCAGCUAAAUUUUCAAGCCAGGGCUUGCUGGCGGCACACAUCCGCAUCAAGCACCUGAACCAGCGUGACUUCAAGUGCCCGCAGUGUGAUUAUUCGUCCCAUUACAAGAAAGAUCUGGUGGCUCACAUACUUGGCCACGAAGGGAAGCUGUUCCGGUGCGAGGAGUUUGGCUGCAAUGUCGUCUACCGGACGUUACUUGGUUUGAAAAAGCACAUCAGCUGGCAUUAUAAUUUACCAACACCGGUGUACGCGUGUCAUCUUUGCGAUAAUAAUCGCUACAAAUCAUCGACUUCGCUGAAGAAGCAUUUUCUCUUUAGGCACGAUAUGGUACGGCCGCCGGGGCUGUCGCGGUUUCGCUUCAAGCUCGACACUGAUGGCUUGUACCGCCUGCAAUCGUUCGUGGACGAAAAGCUGAGGAAACACCACGAAGAGCAGCAAGCUCUAGAACAGCAACAGAAUAGUGAUGAGGCUAACGAGGCCACUGGGCCGACUGGAAGCAAGGGCAAAAGGAAACAGCAAACAUCACAAGCGAAAGCGGUGCAACCAAUGCAAGAUAAAGCGAAACCAACCGCCCUGGCGGAGGCAAUGGCUGCGCCGAAACCGAAGCUUAAGAUAAAUUCCAUGAAAUCGAUUGGCAUGCGCAAAUUUGAGAUUGAGUUGGGCGUUGAAGCGGUAGAAGCAGGAUCAUCAUCAACCAAUGCAGUGCUAGCAGCGACGGCAUCGCCAUCGGAAGGUGGCGCAGCGAUUGCAAAACAAUUGCCGGGACAGCACGGAACAGUAGCAGCGGAAGCCGCUGUGCGUCCGCCGGUGGGUAUAAAGCAGGAGGUGGAAGAAUCGAACCAUUUCGGCACGGAAUCGACCAAGCAGCCGAAAGAUGUGAAGGAUUUUAUGGUAAUGAAGCGGUACUUGAAAUCGAGCGCAAAGCCGUCAGCCAACGCCUAGGUGCGCGACAAAAUCGAACGUUCGGUGUAGUACGUUGAUUUGCUUUGUAGUGUGUUUGGGAUUGUAGUUAAAUGCUUGUUUUCUUAAGUUGAAUAGUAUAAAUUCGGGGUCUGAAUAAAAUAAAAUUAUUGCUUGACAAA
This is a messenger RNA of Anopheles merus, 2241 nucleotides long. RefSeq names its product histone H4 transcription factor (gene Hinfp). Lineage: Eukaryota; Metazoa; Arthropoda; Insecta; Diptera; Culicidae. The coding region runs from base 104 to 2101 and encodes 665 amino acids. The record is from RefSeq and is a predicted model, not a curated record. The transcript is spliced from 4 exons.